Ceratosolen solmsi marchali is the source of this 2799-nucleotide messenger RNA. RefSeq names its product high affinity cAMP-specific and IBMX-insensitive 3',5'-cyclic phosphodiesterase 8A-like. NCBI's taxonomy places the organism in Eukaryota, Metazoa, Arthropoda, Insecta, Hymenoptera, Agaonidae. The transcript is spliced from 18 exons. The record is from RefSeq and is a predicted model, not a curated record. Gene Ontology annotation, biological process: signal transduction. Gene Ontology annotation, molecular function: 3',5'-cyclic-nucleotide phosphodiesterase activity. The coding region runs from base 158 to 2740 and encodes 860 amino acids.
GGGCUUCGGCUGAAAUUUAAGAGGUGUCGUUUCCGUUUCAGGCCAGUUUGUAAGUGCGAAGCGAGCAGCCCAGUCGACUCCUCCUGAGUACCGAAUAAUGCGUAGGAUACAGGCCGGGAUCGACUCGGCGGUCCUGACAGGACGAUUCAGUGCCUGAAUGGGCGACUUGAAGCCCGGCACGAUGAGCGACACCGGCCAAUCAACGAACUCGAUCUUGCGUAUCUGUGGUAGCACCGGCUUCGACAACGAGGUAUCCGCAGCCGAAGCCUCAUCCUCGUGGCUCGGCGCCCUGGCCCGACUGCUGCGCUGCCACGGACGUCGCGACAAAUGGCAGAGGCCCAGCCGAGGAAUCGCGGUAGCGAGCGAGGCGCUCGAGAUGAGAAAAACACAAGAACUCGACUUCAGUUGGCUAACUACCAAUGCAACGUCUAAAGUUUUCAAGGUUCUGCUGGUGUUCCCAAGGAAUGACCAGCAAUUUGAAAUACUCGUGAUCGCCGCGCGAAAAUUGGGCUGGAGCGUCUCGGAGGCGAAGAAUGCGGAACAAGCCGCGGAGCUCUUUCGCUUGUCCCGUCACGAUCUGGCGAUCGUCGACCGCAGAGGCACAAGCCACAGCCAAAACGCCGACGAAAUUUGCAGUAUUUUAACCAACUUAAGAAUCUAUCCAUUCGCCUGUAAUAUCAUAGCUUUGGUUAAGAAAACAUUUUUCACGAUAACUCGAAAUGACGAAGAAGGGAUGUUGUUUUUACUGAACAUUGGGUACAGUAGGGCGCUAAUGGAAUGCUCGCACAUGGGGAUCUUGAUGAAUGAACUCAUCGGUAUCUACACGAGCGAGAUUCAGCCGAAAAGCCAACUAGCCGCCGCGCAGUUAUUGUACCUCUUCGUUGAUACCAGUCGAGAUAUCGUCCACGUGACUAACGAUCAGCACAUUGUGCAGUUCGUGAACAGAGCCACCGAGGUGUUCCUUGGGUUCAAGCAGGAGGAGCUCGUGGGUAAGAGGAUCGAGGACUUUAUGAUAUUUGAAAACUUGGCGCUGAUGCAGCAGCAUCUGCGGAGAGGCAAAGAAUUCCAGGAUAAUAUUGUGUGGAAGAGGAAAGACAGGACUCCGCUAAAUAUCAAUUGCAGUGUUGUCCCGAUAAGCGUUCCAGUAAGCCAAACCGUUUAUUACAUUUAUCGAUGUGACAUCACAAGUAAACAGGAAACAAUUUCCUCGAGCGUUAGCUUUCACAAUUUCACUGGACAAGAAAGUCACUCAAAUGGACGAUAUUCUUUUGAAUCAAAAACAUUGCACGAGCCACGAAAAUCUACCGUUACAAAGUUACAUAAUUUACUUCUGGAUUCUCCAAUAACAAAAGUAAUUAAGCUGCUUUCGAGUGCCGGAGAGGGCUCCGUCGAUCCGGAUGUUUCUGAAAAAAUCAAAGCAGCAAUACGAAUAUUACUGAAUACCGAAUUGUACACACCGCAAUUGCGAGAAGACGAUCCGUUGCCCAUAUCCGAUCCAAUUAUCUCAGAAUUAUUAGAAUCAUUAAUUUCGGUAAGUGUUAAUUUCAAUGAUUCGCAAAAAGUUAAUAGUUCAACAACACAAAAACGAUCGCCAGUUAAAAAUGCCAAUGCAACGGAACAUCAGACGAAUACGAAAUUAUUCAAAAAUCCUCGAGAUCCAGAAGAGCUUGAAGAAUUAUUAGAAAAUAAUUUUGAUUGGGAUUUGGAUAUUUUUAAAUUGGAAAUUUUGACUAAUCGAAGGCCGCUCUACUUCCUUGGCACGAUGAUGAUGAAUCACUACAAAGUCGCGGAAAAGCUGAAUUGCGACGAGAAGACGCUGCAAAAUUGGCUGACGAUAAUAGAGGCCAAUUACAACAUCCACGUAAGCUAUCACAAUUCGACGCACGCGACCGACGUCCUCCAGGCGAUUGCGUGUUUCCUGCGCUCCAAUAAGCUCCAGAUGAUUCUCGAGCCACUGCACGAGGUGGCAGCACUGCUCGCUGCGAUCGCUCACGACAUCGGGCAUCCCGGAAAAUCGAGCCCAUUUCUCUGCAAUGCAAACAGCAAGUUGGCCAUUCUUUAUAAUGAUUUGUCGGUUCUCGAGUCUCAUCAUUCGGCUCUUACUUUUAAAAUAACACUAUCGGACGAUAAUGUUAAUAUUUUUAAGAAUCUAAAUAGAGAUGUAUAUAAAUCCAUAAGGCAGAAUAUAAUAGACAUGAUUUUAGCGACCGAAAUGACAAAGCACUUUGAGCAUUUUGCCAAGUUUGUAAAUGUCUGCAGCAAUCGUAUAAAUGACAAAUAUGAGGUACUUACUAAUAAUAUAUCUUUUGCCGAAGACGUAACGGAUAUGUCAGUGUUCCUGCUUCCGGAGAAUGUCUCACUGACAAUGCGAAUGAUGAUCAAGUGCGCCGACGUUUCAAAUCCCACACGUCCUUUGCGAUUCUAUGUUGAAUGGACCAGACGCAUAGCCGAGGAAUACUUCGACCAGACCGAUGAGGAGAAAAAGAAGAUGAUGCCCGUAAUGAUGCCGAUGUUCGACAGAGCUUGCUGUUCCAUACCAAAACUGCAAAUUGGGUUCAUCGAUUACAUUAUUAACGACAUGAUGGAGGCAUGGGAUGCAUUCAUUGAUAUGCCACAAAUUAUUGGAUAUAUGAGGGAAAACUAUGAAAAAUGGAAGGAAUUCCAUGAACAAGGAAUUACAACUCUAGAGGACAUCAAAAAAUUACAACUAACUCCCGAAUUACAGAUUUAUACAAAGUAAUAGACAAUUAAAAAUAAAUUUAUUUUAGAAAACUAGAUAACUAUUUAUACAAAUAAUUA